This is a messenger RNA of Hypanus sabinus (Atlantic stingray), 718 nucleotides long. It is a transcript of the gene rps18, whose product is annotated as ribosomal protein S18. The record is from RefSeq and is a predicted model, not a curated record. Bases 16 to 669 code for a protein of 217 amino acids. Gene Ontology annotation, cellular component: cytosol; small ribosomal subunit; ribosome. Gene Ontology annotation, biological process: translation. The transcript is spliced from 6 exons. Lineage: Eukaryota; Metazoa; Chordata; Chondrichthyes; Myliobatiformes; Dasyatidae. Gene Ontology annotation, molecular function: structural constituent of ribosome; RNA binding.
UUGCUGAAAUGUCUCAUGGCAAAUGAAAUGAAUGAUCACAAGGUGCUCUCGGACCACCACAUUUGUGCACCUCAAGGAGUGGAUCAUGAUGUAUUCUGCCUUGGAAAGACUCUGCUGUCCUGUGUUGGUGGUGUAAACCGUCAAGCUGGAUCGCUUUGUCGGAACGGACCAGGAUUCUGUCAAAUGGAAAACACAACUGCUAAUAUCCCUCUGUCCUUGGUUAUUCCUGAAAAGUUCCAGCACAUUCUUCGAGUGCUCAACACCAACAUAGAUGGGCGAAGGAAGAUAGCGUUCGCUAUCACAGCCAUCAAGGGUGUUGGGAGACGCUAUGCUCAUGUGGUGCUGAGGAAAGCGGAUAUUGACUUGAGCAAGAGAGCCGGAGAGCUUUCCGAAGAGGAGGUUGAACGCAUUAUAACCAUCAUGCAGAACCCACGACAGUACAAGAUCCCUGACUGGUUCCUGAACAGACAGAAGGAUGUCAAAGACGGCAAAUACAGCCAGGUCUUGGCCAACGGUCUAGACAACAAACUGCGUGAGGAUCUGGAGCGGUUGAAGAAGAUCCGUGCACACAGGGGUCUGCGGCACUUCUGGGGUCUCCGUGUGCGUGGCCAGCACACCAAGACCACAGGCCGGAGAGGACGCACAGUCGGUGUGUCCAAGAAGAAGUAAAUAUUACAAAUGAUCUCAGAUUCAUUAAUAAAUUUCUCAUUGAACUGUU